Messenger RNA from Pimephales promelas (fathead minnow), 4092 nucleotides. NCBI's taxonomy places the organism in Eukaryota, Metazoa, Chordata, Actinopteri, Cypriniformes, Leuciscidae. The record is from RefSeq and is a predicted model, not a curated record.
UGUAAUUCACAUCUCUGAACGGUGAACAUCACGACCGCAAUUGUCCUUCUGAUGCUGGAUUUAGUUUAUAUCUUUUAGAUAGUAUUUUUUUUCCCCAGCACGUCUGUCGAUCACCAGCAGACACAACAGAGACAGAGCGGUGACUCAUGGGUAAUACUGGAGUGUAACGUAACUGUUAGCGCGUGAACGUGCUCGAUGUGUCUGUGAUACUGCGGGUUGAAAGUUGGGUCCACCAGCGAAUGUACAGAGGGGAAUAUGGUGUUCUUAUAUGAUCCGUGGUUCACAGCUUUUUCCUCUUCCUGGUAAGAUUAGCGGAAGCCAGCAGCACUGUGUUUUCUCUCUCUUCAUCUACAGCAGCCUGUCAGAGAUCCGCUUCCCGGUGUUUCAUUAACGGGCACACAUCUGAAUAUCUUCUCAGCGGCUUUGGACUAUCACAGAGCAGUGAGAUACUGAUUUCUGAAGAUGACGGGUAAAUCAGUCAAAGACAUUGACCGCUAUCAGGCUGUUCUCACAUCUCUUCUAGCAUCAGAGGAAAACAAGUUUUGCGCUGAUUGUCACGCGAAAGGUCCCAGAUGGGCAUCCUGGAAUCUUGGAAUCUUCAUUUGUAUCCGCUGUGCGGGAAUCCAUCGGAAUCUUGGCGUGCACAUAUCACGAGUUAAAUCGGUAAACCUGGACCAGUGGACUCAUGAGCAGAUACAGUCUGUUCAGGAGAUGGGGAACACCAAAGCUCGGCGACUAUACGAGGCCUUUUUACCAGAGUGCUUCCAGCGCCCAGAGACAGACCAAGCUGCUGAGAUUUUUAUCCGUGACAAAUAUGAUAAGAAGAAAUAUAUGGAUAAAUGCAUUGAUAUCCAGUCCUUUAGGAAAGAAAAGAGUGAGACUGUAACGAAAGGGGCUCCUGUUGUUUUUGAAAAGAUGAAGCUGAAAAAAGACGAGCCACAGCAAUUCAAAAACACUCCAAAGAAGCAGUCACAGUCUGUUAAUGACUUGCUAGGGCUAGAUGCCCUAGCUCCUCAAGCUCCGGUGUCCAAUGGCAAACAGAGUACUGAAAUUAGCCCCGCCCUUGACCUCUUCACCUCUCUGCCUGCUGCCGCCAGCAGCUCAAACUCCGCCAGGAGCACGUCUAACUCAGGGUCCAUGCCCACUGGACGGGUAGCAGCGUCAGUGCCCGAAAACCUCAGCCUGUUCCUGGAUCCCCCCACCAAAAGCGAGGACAGUGGAAAGAAGAUGUCAAAGGACUCAAUCUUGUCCCUGUACAGCAGUACAGCGCCACAAACAAACAUGGCCACUCAUGCUGGCAUGUACAUUGGAGCAACCCAGAUGGGCUAUGUCCCUGCUGCAGGCUAUGGCCAAUACCAGGCCCUGGCUGCCCAGCAGGGCAUGAUGGGGCCUAUGAUGGCUCCACAGAUGAAUAUAGUGGGACAGGCAGGUGUCAUGCCGCCGACCGGAGUGCCAGCUGCUCCUCCAUACAUGGCAGGCGUGCAAGGGGGCAUAAUAGGAAUGCAGAAUGGGAUGAUGGGAAGCAUGGCAGCAGUUCCUCAGCAGGCAUAUGGAGCCCAACAGAUGCAGUGGAACAUAAGCCAGAUGACUCAACACAUGGCAGGAGUGAAUUUCUACAGUGCCAAUAACGUGAUGGGAUACGGUCAGUCCAUGGGUGGGGCGGCUGCUCCCGGUUCAAAUCAAAUGCUUGGGUCACACGUGUGGAAGUGAUGACGCCAUAAAGUGAGAGAGCGGGAGAGUGUUUCUGAAUUGGGUGGGCUGGGUUGGCGCCACUACUGAAAGACAGAAGAAGGGGAACAGAUUGUAGGAGCACGAAUGAUACGAUGAUCGCAAUCGAAGCAAAGUCUCUACCUCCCUCAUUCUCAGAGCCAGAUUUUCAUGCUUGCCUUCAAUCACAUAAUCAGAGAGAGAAUGGAGGUUUCCUUCGCAAGGUUUGGUGCGUACGCUCCUCUCAGAAUGUUACACGAUCCACAGCUUUGAUGUUCCUAAAUGAUGUGUUUGUGAUGCAUCCGCUUGAGGAUUUGAUUUUCUAUUCUCUCUUUUAUUGGCCACCGUGAUUUUGCCAAGUAAGACAUGUUCCUGGAUCAUAUUUUCUUGAUCCUGGAACAACAUUCCUGUCUGAAAAUGUAUGGUGUAUUCUCUUGGUUCCUUUGGUCCAGACUAAAAAAAAUCCUGGUUCGCUUAGUUCACUGGUCAUUUUUAACACAGAACCCUUAAGAUACAAAACACCAAAAAAUGGCUUUUAUGACGUAUAUUUUGCGAUAGGAAUUUGUCGAACUUCCAAAACAAUGCUGUGUGCUAGGCUCUCGCUGUAUGUGUUAACAUAUGAUGGUAUAUGAUGAAGCUGACAACUCGUGAAGAGCUUAUAAAAUGUGUAAAGGAGUCAAAACAGUGGCAGGAAUCCCUCCCUGACACACACGACAAACUGUGAUGGGCAAGAAAAUACAGGUAUGCUUGAGAAUUCUGUUCUUUUUAGGGUCGCAUCUUGUUUUUGGUUUGUUUUACAUGUCUUUGGUCCGCGUUCAUAUUUCAGUUGAUCUGCACCAGAGUUUGUUUGGAAGCUGAAAACAUGGGUCUCGGUCCGCUUCUUUGGUCCACACCAGGGUUUGGAUUCUCGCCUUCACACUUAUUCAAAUGAACCGAACUAACAGAGCAAUCCCACCAGGGUUUGAUUUAAUCGAACCAAACAUGCCAACUGUGAACAAAUCCUAAUCCUAGGCUAUUUCUAACACGAAUCUUAACCCUACCCUUAACUAAUUCCUAAAAUCAGAGGGAAAUGAUUGGUGAAUAACACUGAUGUAGAAGCAUCUAACCCUGGUUGCAAGAUUAAACUUGACAUAAACUGUAAACUUGUCCCUCAAAUCUGAUUGGUUGAUUGGAAUGUUACUCCAGCAGGAUCAACAAAAAAGAUGUACAUGUACUUGGCGAAAUCACGUUCACCAUAUUUGACCAGUGUUGAGUUGCAGUCAUAUUUAACAUUGUUCAGAUUUGCAGGCAAAAUCCAGUCAAUUCAAUAGGAAUUCAAUUGAUCUGGGACUUUGUGAGGGCCAAAGUUUUCCCCAUGCAUAUUUCACAACAGAUCCCUGUUGUAUGUGUGAAUACGCCACGUUUGCCAACACAGAAACCUGCAUUGGACCAUUUUUGCUCGAUUUAGUUAAUGUGACCACUUGUUUAGUAACAAUUUAAGUUUAGAAGCCAGUUAGUUGACAUUUGUGUUAGCUAGUCUUAAACUUUACUACUGAGGAAAAUUAUGUCUCCGCUAUCAGGUUCUGCAAACCUGCGAAUGAUACUCUUGUAUUGUCGUCUUUCUAACGCACAGGGUACAACUAAGCCACUUUGACUUUGCUUUUUGUCUUGCUCGCUCUCAACUCAGGAGAAAAUAAUGGCUUGGGAGGAUGAAAGGGUUCUCACAUCCAACUCAUAGCAGGACAUUUACAUUCAGCCAAAGAUUUAUUAAUGCUCAGUUGUCUGCACAGAUAUUAGGAAUGACAAGUUCUAGAUGGAUCCAUGCUGGUGUGCAUCGUUUCAGAGCAUUGCGGUUUGACCUCAAGUGUUUAAUGGCGCCAUUGAUUGUAUUGUACACUGGUUUUUUUUCCCCCUCAUUACUGAGUGCAGGGUCACCGCUGGCUGAGAGAAUGAAAUUUUGGGACACUCAGGCUGCAGUUUGGACCGAGACCAAAUGAAUGUUUCACUCUGACUGCUGCCCGAAGAGCAGAAUUUGCCAUGGCCACUGUGUGAAGUUCAAUCAAAGCAGUCAGCUUGGGGUUUCAUUGACUGCUCGCUGUUUGUUUGAGCCUUACAUCUACUUUUAAAGUAAACAAAUGCGAUGAGGUUCACUCUUGAUAACUAGGACCCCUUUAAAACAAUGACUUCCUUGGUGAACAAACAACCUAAGAUGGUUUUGCUGGUCUGGUUUACUGGUUUAAUGCAGAUUUUAGGCACUCAGGUGGUCAGACUGGGAGACCAACUAGCCAAUGGCAAGAAUAGCAACAAGACCAUCUUAACCCUCAGGUGUUCUUCGGUCAUUUCUGACAGAAAAAUUUUCUGUUUUGAAUAUUUAAAAAUCACAGCUUUUUCAGAAAAUUACGAAAC